Molecule: messenger RNA, 1623 nt
Organism: Colletotrichum navitas
Lineage: Eukaryota; Fungi; Ascomycota; Sordariomycetes; Glomerellales; Glomerellaceae
Product: LysM domain-containing protein
Exons: 2
Coding region: 1-1623 (540 amino acids)
Source: RefSeq, a predicted model, not a curated record
AUGAUUACGCCCGACUGCGCAGCCAAUCCUUCAGAUCCAUGGUGUACAAACCCUGCGAACGUGAGCGUUGAGAACCAGCGUAUGGCGAGCUUGUACGAUGAUGAGUUACUCUGCUCCGAGUGCUUUCUUCAUCUCAUGUACAAACGAGUGACGUCCGACUUUCUCGCUGAUACUGACCACUCGGACUAUCUUGUGAACGAGUUUCAAGAUAUGCAAGAUAUUUGCCAAACGACUAUCGGAGAGCUGGCCACGAGGGUGCCGCCUCAGUACCCGUCAGCGACCAACGGUAUUGGUUGGGAACCUACUGAGCCCGGCAGUCCUCCAUCAACAACACAACCCACAGCUACGGCCACUGCCGUCCCAAACCCGGAUCCCGACUGCGAGCUGGGUCAAUGGGUAGACAUCUUUGCCACCCGUGAAUCCACGCUGGCUGAGACCGACUUGGAGAGGUGCAAUGAGCUAGCCGAGUUGCAUGGCAUUGCUACCGGCGACUUGAUGGUGACGACUCGUAGUUCAUCCUGCACCAUGGAGCCAGAAGGUCCUUUGUAUGAUGAAGACUCGGAUGAAGGAUGGUUCUGUGGAUCGCCCGCCUGUCGGCUUCUUCGGGUGAAUGAAGGAGAUACUUGUGAAUCCAUUGCAGCCGCAAUCUCCAAUGAUACAAACCCCAUCACAGCCGUGCGGCUGGCUACCUGGAACCCAAAUGUACUUGGGGCAUGUGACUUCCUAGUCCCCAACCAGUACGUUUGCAUAACUCGCCGUGGUGGCUCUUGGGUCGGUCCUCCCGAGUCAGAAAUCCCCGAUGAUGGGGAAGGGCCGGUUCGUGGAGGACCAGGAAGCACGCCCAGUCUUCCCAUCCUGGACAACCCAUCCUCUCCGCCGACAGAUGUGCAACAGGGCAUCGCCCCGAGCUGCAAUCGCUACGUCCAGGCCAACAACACGGCGGCCUCAUGCUGGAAGAUUGCCAACGACGGCGGUAUCUCGCAGGCGCGCCUAUUCGAGCUCAACCCCGUCCUCGGGGAGUCGGGCGAGCACUGUAACACACAGGUAUGGCUUGGCUACUACUACUGCGUCCGCAUCGCCGGCCAAGGCCCAACCACCACGGCCCCACCGGCAACAACGUCGGCGGUGCCCACAUCGGAGCCGACGGCGGUUCCCACGCCGUCGCCCAUCCACCAAGGCACCACUCCCAACUGCAACAAAUGGGCUGAAGCGCAAGACGGCGAUUCCUGCUGGAAGAUGGCCAACGACGCCGGCAUCGCACAAAGCUCUUUCUAUGAGUGGAACACGGUGCUGGCCAACGGCGACAGCUGCGAUAUGAUCUGGCCCGGGUACUUCUACUGUAUCGGGGUGAGAUCAGAUCCUCCAACUACUGCUACACAGGCGCCGCCCGCAACUACCACAGCGACGGCACCCAAACCUUCGCAGACGCAGGCGGGAAUUCCGGCAAGCUGCGAUACGUUCGCCCAGGCCCUAUCCGGCGCCUCGUGCUGGCAGCUCGCUACCGAUGCCGGCAUUACCUUGGAGCAGUUUUUCAGCUGGAACCCUGUUGUUGGGUCGGAGGGUGAAAACUGCGGGACGCAGAUCUGGCCAGAAUACUAUUAUUGUGUUGGGGUUAGCGGAUAA